Strongylocentrotus purpuratus (purple sea urchin) is the source of this 2150-nucleotide messenger RNA. RefSeq names its product phosphatidylserine lipase ABHD16A. The record is from RefSeq and is a predicted model, not a curated record. The transcript is spliced from 19 exons. Gene Ontology annotation, biological process: monoacylglycerol catabolic process; phosphatidylserine catabolic process. The coding region runs from base 536 to 2134 and encodes 532 amino acids. Gene Ontology annotation, cellular component: endomembrane system. Lineage: Eukaryota; Metazoa; Echinodermata; Echinoidea; Camarodonta; Strongylocentrotidae. Gene Ontology annotation, molecular function: monoacylglycerol lipase activity; glycerophospholipase activity.
UUUGUAAUAAUAUUCAAUCAACAAAUAAUGAGAGUAUCACAAUUAUAUCUCCUUAAAGUCCUUUGCAAUCAUCAAUUAUCACUUCAAUAGUAUCAUAGGACCACACUAAAACAAGAUAACUAAUUAUUUGCAAAGUAGUUUUUUUAAGGGGGACGGGGUCUAUGAAUGAAUUUUAGGAACACAUUUUGAUCCAAGACUACGCGGAACACACUGAUUCGGCCCCAAGUAUAUCGACCGCUGUAGAGCACGACUAAUAAUAUCGAAGUUUUGAAAUACAUUUCUUUAUCAAAUGAGAUUUAAAUCAUAUUUUACUGUAUAACUAAAUAAAGACGUAAAUUAUCGAUACAUUUACUCACGCUCACAUUCGUUUAAAAGUUAAAACCUUAGAACUAGAAAUGGGUCGAUUCUUAUAAUUUGAGUUGUGGUUGGUCGACAGUUUGGACGUUUAGUGUCCUCUCAUGCUAACUCUUCUCUUCUCUCUUUCUACUGGAAGUUCUAGCUACAGUACAGGUCUACAGACAAUCAAAAAAAGAAAAUGGCUUCACUUGUACGGUGUAUCUUUGGAGCAAGGCUGUACAGAACGAAUUCUCAUGGAACAGUUAAGGGUCAUGAUUACCAACCCAAUUCUGUUGAGAAGCACAGUGACAAUAUCAUCAAGCUGAUUUCAUUUUGCUGGUCAUUUGGAUACUACACAUCUCCAAUAAUCUUAACGAUCUUGUAUCGAAGAGGUUACUUCAGCCUGGAUGGGGCUUUGAGUCUUGGAAAGUUUGGUGGCAUGGUACUACUUGCAUUAUGUGGAGCCUACUAUGUUCGAGGUUUAGGAAGAGUUAGUAAUCCAGAGUAUGGUACUUUCAUCAGUCUACUGGAUGAGAUCAAUAGGAAUGAACAGAGUGAGAAGAGGAAAGAGUUGCAGAUCUAUGAUUUCGAAUUCGCUGCUUGGCCAGUCGAUUAUCAGUGGAGUGAAAGUGCCAGCCAGCCGCUGUGGAAGGACCAGUCCUCUCCAGGCUCCCAGAGAUCCCGGGGUGCUGUUGAAUGGCUUGGUGGGUUGCCAUGCCAACUGCUUGGUUACCUGGCCAUUCACAGCUUUGGGUGCAGGAUAGUGUAUCCAGGAAGCACAGCUCUGCUCAAUGCAGCGAUAGGUUCUCAACUUCUUCUCGGGAGGAUGAAACUGGUUGAGAAGGACCACGGGAAGAGAGCUAAACUCAGGACCAAGGAUGGCAACUCUAUCGACACCAUGUUUGUAGACAGGAGACUCAAGACGGUAUUCCCCAAUGGACAAAAACUGGUGAUUACGAGUGAAGGAAAUGCAGGAUUUUACGAGAUAGGGUGCAUGGAGACACCCCUCAAAGCUGGAUAUUCUGUGCUUGGAUGGAACCACCCUGGAUUUGGAGGGAGUACCGGGUCACCGUUUCCCGAGUCUGAAGGCAACGCCAUUGCAGCGGUUAUGCAGUACGCAGUGGACGAGCUUGGCUUUGCGUACGAUGACAUCAGUCUGUUUGCCUGGUCUAUAGGAGGAUUCGCUACGUCAUGGGCGGCCAUGAAUUAUCCGCAGCUUUCAUUUGUUAUUGUAGAUGCAACGUUUGAUGAUCUUAUACCUCUUGCUAUAGCUAAGAUGCCGCAAAGUUUGUCAUAUUUUGUUGCUUCAACAAUAAAGACAUACAUGAACAUGAAGAUAGCAGACAACCUUAGCAACUACAAGGGUCCCCUGAGGAUAGUUAGAAGAACAAAGGAUGAAAUCAUUAUAACAUCUGAAUUUCCUGAUGUAGCAUAUAACAGAGGGAAUGAUCUCCUAAUCAAGAUAUUACAAUCAAGGUAUCCAAAGCUGUUAGAUGAAGAGGUGACAAAAGUUUUGAGGCAAUUCAUCAGCAUUACAGAUCAACUAAGCAUGUUAUCCAUGUAUUCAGCGUUUGACGUAGAAGACUCCGCCUGCUUACGGGUUCUUAAAGACUAUGCUGAGAAGCACUCUACCAAGUUCCCCAUGCUCAUAGGUGAAGACAUGACUCAUGCAAGGAAGGUGCAAUUGACUUUGUACUUGAGCACAAAGUACAUGACAGACUUUGACUCCACUCACUGUUCCCCCCUGCCAGCGUCUUACUUCCUACCCCCAUGGUCUCUGGACGAUGAGAUGAAUUGAUAGCCGCCUCCUCCCC